UGUCCACAGUGGCUUGCUAGCAGCUCUGGCUCCCUCCGCUUUUCGUCUUCCGUUUUCCACGACGCAUCAGCAGAGCUGACCAGUCGAGAGAGAGGGAGAAAGAGAGGGAGAGAGAGAGAGAGAGAGAGAGAGAGAGAGAGAGAGAGAGAGAGGCGGUGACAGAGCUGCUUCUAUCCUAGAGGAACACUACAAUGGUAUGUGCGAGCACUAGGCUAGGUCCACCGAAAAACGGUGCUGCCGUUCUUCACGCCAGCGCCUGGUUUUGAGUGACCUCUAAAGCUCGGCGAUUUGGAGCUUUUCGUCGAAGACCUCCCCAUUGCUUGACCGCGGACACGGAGUAGAUACCUCAUGGGUGCACAUGGUAGCAUUCCGUAAGCAGCACGACUGGAAUAUAUGUGACGUUAAACGCGUUUUUUGGGAGAAGAUAGCAUACCGCCUGUAUACCGCUCGUGCAUAAGGAUACGUAUUUAGCGACGUAGUACGCCCUGUAUCUACGUAAAAGGCCUCACGAUAGAAGCAAUAACAGGCCUUCUGACAUGGCGGACAACGAAGAAAGCUUUGGGCUUCAAAACUCUCCAAACGACACUGAUGCAAAAGAUUUGCAUGAGAGUAAAUCUGAGAAACAGAAUGGGAACUCGGGCAAAUCCCCAUCAUCCCAAACAACGUACAUUCAACAGGGAAUGGAGGGAAUCAAAGUUUACUUACAUGAACGGGAGUUGUGGAUGAAAUUCCAUGAAGUAGGGACCGAAAUGAUUAUCACCAAAGCAGGGAGGCGAAUGUUCCCAAGCUUCAAAGUGAAGGUCACUGGACUGAACCCCAAAACGAAAUACAUUCUGCUGAUGGAUGUCGUGCCAGCGGACGACCACCGCUAUAAAUUCGCCGAUAAUAAAUGGUCAGUGACAGGAAAGGCAGAGCCUGCGAUGCCUGGCAGGUUAUAUGUUCACCCAGACUCUCCAGCUACUGGAGCGCACUGGAUGCGCCAGCUUGUCUCCUUUCAGAAGUUGAAACUGACUAACAACCACCUCGACCCAUUUGGACAUAUUAUUUUGAACUCUAUGCAUAAAUACCAGCCGAGGAUCCAUAUCGUGAAGGCGGACGAAAAUAACGGCUUCGGCUCUAAAAACACAGCGUUCUGCACCCACGUGUUCACCGAAACGGCCUUCAUUGCGGUCACUUCGUACCAGAACCACAAGAUUACCCAGUUAAAGAUUGAAAACAACCCAUUUGCAAAGGGUUUUCGGGGCAGUGAUGAUAUGGAACUACAUCGCAUGUCAAGAAUGCAGAGUACUAAAGAGUAUCCGGUGGUUCCCCGAAGCACAGUGCGUCAAAGAGUGGGUACCAGUCAGAGCCCAUUCAGUGGAGAUGUUCAGGGCAUGCCUACACCCAGUGCCAUCAGUUCUCAGUACUCAUGUGAAAAUGGGGUCACCAGCACCUCCCAGGAUCUCCUGCCCCAGUCCAGCUCUUAUCCACUACCCCAUGAGCACAGUCAAGACUAUCACUGCAUCAAGAGAAAAGUUGAAGAUGACUGCCACACAGGAGAGCACUCCUACAAGAAGGCCUACAUUGAGAGUCCUUCUAGUGAAGAGGACCAUUACUACCGGCCUGUCAGCUACUCUCAGAGCCUGGGCCUCACUGGUGCUCCCUAUCGGACCGAGUCGGGGCAGCGGCAGGCAUGCAUGUACGCCAGUGCUACACAAGCUAACGAGCCAAGCCUGGAAGACAUCAGCUGCAACACCUGGGCUGGCGUGUCCCCCUACAGCAGUUGUUCUGUGACCACCAUGCAACCAAUGGAGCGGUUGCCCUACCAGCACUUCUCUGCCCACUUCACCUCUGGACCUCUAGUGUCCAGGCUGAGCGGGGUAGCGGGCCACACCUCACCACAGCUAGGCGACGCCCACGCCAUGUACCAGGGCUCAAUGCCACACCAGACUCUUGGCCGACAGUGCAGCCCUGGGGCAGGGAUCCAGUCGCCAAGUGCAGCCAGCCUGCAGGGGAACGAGUACUUGUACACUCAUGGCAUACCCCGCACUCUGUCCCCCCACCAGUACCAUACUGUGCACAGUGUUAGCAUCAUGCCUGAAUGGAACGAGGGCAGCUAAUUGGAUUCUUUACACGCAAGAUAAAGUACGGAGGGAAGACUGUUGCAACGCAAAUGCGUAAUUGUAUAUUUAUAUUCUGAAGCUUUCCACCGCUCUGUGCAAUUGUGUAGCAUUGUUGAUUUGGACACAAACGUUGUAAGCAUCAGCUCAGAACAAAAAGAAAAAACAGAAACUGACUAAAACAGCAAUGAAUGUCUCAGCAGUCCAGCAAGUUUGCUGUACUAGAAGGCAGGAGAUACGGAGAAAUAGAGAUUUUCUUUCACGGUAUGAGCAGUAAGUAGUGAAGUAUGAAAGUUUAUACUGUGCUCUCUAAAUCAGGGCUGAAGACAAGCUAAUUAAAUACUAUUGCUUUUUCAUCGAAAGGACACACAUUGGACUGCCCAUAGUUUUAUUGAUGAAACAAUUUUCUUAAAAAAAAAGGAAAGAAAAGAUCAGUUUUUAUAGUUUUUUAUGUUUGUGUUGUUAUGCUCUGUUUUUGUACUCUGAAAUACUGGAGGAAAUUACGUAGAUUCUUAAGUCUUUAAAAUGUAGUGUUUCUAAGAAAAUGUUUUGAGUUGAAUUUUCCACCAGUUCUAUUUGUAUUACAUUACAACUCGAAUCAGAAGCAGCCUUUUACACCAGUGAGCACAUUCAUGUCUAAUUCACAGCUGUUUUGAGCACGACUUUUAGUUGUCGCAGAAUGAAUGCACUUAGUAGUUUUAGACAUUCAGGGAUAUGCUACAGUAAGUUUGCUUGGCAUUUUGGCCACACAAUCACGUGUCUCUCAUGAAGUCUAUGGCUGGGCUAAAGUGACUGUUACAACAAUAUGUUCAAUAUCAGUUAGCAUUAAAUUUUUAUAUGGUGAGUACCACCAAUGAUACAUCACCAUCUCCAUUUAAUGGAACAACUCAGUACUUUUUAAUAGCACUAUUCUAGCUAAUGCUAGCUGUCAUAAACCAGUUAAAAGCCCACCAUAAGUCAUAAUAACUGCACAGGGUUAUUUUCAGUCAUUUUUAAAGUCAGGUAUACUCUGUAUACUAUUUCAACAUUAGAAUGACUGCUUCAAGUGUGCUAUAUGGAGCAUUAUGUUACCAAUAUUUAACUCCUAUGGAUUUUAUUCAUAUGAAGAACCUUCUAGAACCUUCUGAUUAACAUACACAAAAUAACAGCUUCAAAUUAAUCUUAAGGACAUUCAGGAAUAUGGCUGGGUACAAACAAAUGUUUGUUUUGGGAAAAGCUCAUUGUAACCACAUUACACCCUGUUAAUAGUAUUUAUUUUUCCUGUAUUAUAAAGCCUCUGAUUGUUUUAUCUGAAAUAUUUGUUAGAUUGUCAUUUCCUUUUCUAAUGUUUUUGCUUAGAAUUCUUUUGUCUUUUUUUUUUUGAAAAACAAAACAAGCUGGAUUAGAAAUCUGAACACAUAUAAAUAAUUGUCAGAAGAGCAAACCGUACAGUGUGACAUGAACUACUUGGAUGUAAAUAAAAUAAUUGUACAUAGAAAACAGAACAAAUAAAUCUAAAAGAUA
Messenger RNA from Astyanax mexicanus (Mexican tetra), 3602 nucleotides. RefSeq names its product T-box transcription factor 5a (gene tbx5a). The record is from RefSeq and is a predicted model, not a curated record. Gene Ontology annotation, cellular component: nucleus. NCBI's taxonomy places the organism in Eukaryota, Metazoa, Chordata, Actinopteri, Characiformes, Acestrorhamphidae. The transcript has 9 exons. Gene Ontology annotation, molecular function: DNA-binding transcription factor activity, RNA polymerase II-specific; RNA polymerase II cis-regulatory region sequence-specific DNA binding. The coding region runs from base 537 to 2099 and encodes 520 amino acids. Gene Ontology annotation, biological process: pattern specification process; positive regulation of DNA-templated transcription; regulation of transcription by RNA polymerase II.